AGAAGCGGUUAGAGCCUCACUGACCUCGGCGUGCCGCCGGAGCCAGGGCGAGCCAAUGACUGCAGCGACCUGGGGCACAUGGCAGGGGGCGGGGCGUCGGCCGGAAGGGGCGGGGCGAAGCGAGCGACCUGUUGGCGCGACAUGGACCAAAGACUGUCAGAGCUGGUCGAGGACCUCACGACCUCGGGAGAGCCGCAGCUGAACGCGGAGAAGAUGAAGGAGCUGAAGAAAAUCUGCAAGUCGUCGGAGGAGCAGCUGAGCCGCGCCUACCACCUGCUGAUGGCCCAGCUGAGCCGGGAGCACGCCGAGGUCCGCCUCUCCGCCUUCCAGAUCGUGGGCGAGCUCUUCGGCCGGUCGCACCUGUUCAGGGUGCUGGUCGUGUCCAACUUCCAGGAGUUCCUGGAGCUUACCCUGGGCACUGACCACAGGAAGCCCCUGCCGCCGCCCCAGGAGGUGGCCCGGAGGCUGAAGCAGGCCGUCACCCUGGCUGUCCAGGGCUGGAAUGAGAAGUUUGGCGCGGCCUAUAAGAAGCUCGCCUUGGGCUACCACUUCUUGAAACACAGCCAGCAGGUGGACUUUCAGGACGUGGACGCCCGGACGCCGGCGGAGAGGAAGCGGGAGGAGGAGAGGCAGAGGCGCCUGGACCGCAUCUACCGGCAAAGGUCCGAGCAGGCCGUGCGAGAGAUGCAGGAGAUGUCCGAAGAGAUCCGGGGCUGCCUGGUGGAGGCAGACAGCUGCUUCCGGCUGCUGCUGCCCUUCGACCUGGGGCCCUGCCCGGGGGCCGCCCCCCCCGCCACGGCCCGCCCCGCUGGCACCGCCGACCCUGGAGACGGGGAGCAGCCGUGCUGCAGCAAGACCCUGCCCGACUGCGCUCGCCCUGCCGGGGCCCCCGGCGGGGAGGGGCCGCGCCUGGCCUGCACCGGGGCCCCCUCGGAGGACGAAGAGGAGGAGGAGGAGGACGAGGACGACAGCGAUGACAGCGACCCGGAGGAGUUCCUGCGGCACCACGGGCUGGGCUCCCACAAGUACACGCUGGACCUGGAGCUCCGCCCAGACGGCCUGAGGGUGCGGGCGGACGAGGACAACUGCGCUGUCAUCCAGUCGGCCCAGGACAUGCUGAAGCUCAUCCGGAACAAGUUCCUGCCCGCCGUGUGCUCCUGGGUCCAGCUCUUCACCCGUGCGGGGACGCACCGUGGCCACUUAGAGGCCGCCAUCGGCCUGAAGGCAGACCUGGAGGCGGCCCUGCGGAGGUCCCAGGAGCUGGACAUCGAGCCUGCGGGGCUGCCCGGCAGGGAGGCGGCAGCCCCGGGGGACGAGGACGAGGACGAGGACGACUUCGUGGAAGUCCCCGAGAAGGAGGGCUACGAGGCCUGUGUCCCCGAGCACCUGUGGCCCAAGGGCGGGCCGGAGACGGACCCGGCCUCGCAGGACUUGCAGGCGAGGAAGAGGGCGAGGAUGGACGAGGAGGCAAGCGACCCCACCUCUGCGGCCGCCCAGCCUCACUGGCUCCGCGGCCCCGUGAGCCCAGCCCCGUGCCCGAGCCCCAGGGCACCGCUGGGGCCCGAGGAGGCCGGGAAGCUGGCCGCAGAGCGUGCCCGGGCGCCCGUCCUGCCCUUCGGGGUGGACCUGUGCACCUGGGGCCAGGAGCCGCCCACAGCCGUGAAGGUCAUCAAGGCCGAGUCGCAGCACCGCUUCUGGAGGCCCCGCGAGGUGGACGAGGAGGCGGCCAGCGCCGCGGCCUCCGAGGGGCUGCACAGCCGCCGCAUCACCUUUGCGGGGCGGUUCGAGCCCGUGCGGCACCGGUGCCGAGCCCCAAAGCCCAACGGCCAGCUCUGCGAGCGCCAGGACCGGCUGAAGUGCCCGUUCCACGGCAAGAUCGUCCCCAGAGAUGACGCGGGACGGCCCCUCUGCCCGGAGGACAGGGCUCGGGAGCAGAGGCAGCAGCUGCAGAGGCAGGCCCAGCGCCCAGACUGGCGGGACCCUGAGCUGAUGAGAGACGUGGAGGCGGCCGUGGGCGUGGACCUCGGCUCGUCCGGGGCCCGCGGGAGAGGCAGAGGCGGGAGGAGGCGGCGCCCCGGCCUCACCAACCUGAAGCAGCAGGCCGACACCGCCCGCGCACGCAUCGCCAGGAAGGUCUUCGCCAAGGCGGCCAUGCGGCGGGUGAGCACAGCCCUGGACCAGAUGGACCGGAGGAAGCACAGGAAGUUCGCAAACCAGUUCAACUACGCUCUGAGCUAGAGGCGGGGCCCCUGCGCCGAGGUGCCCAGGCCCGCCAGCCCCCCUGUGGCCCGCCAGUGCGCCGAGGGGCGCCACGCACGUGGGUUCGGGUGGCCUCCGUGC
Molecule: messenger RNA, 2340 nt
Organism: Phyllostomus discolor (pale spear-nosed bat)
Lineage: Eukaryota; Metazoa; Chordata; Mammalia; Chiroptera; Phyllostomidae
Gene: UVSSA
Product: UV stimulated scaffold protein A
Exons: 14
Coding region: 79-2238 (719 amino acids)
Biological process (GO): response to UV; transcription-coupled nucleotide-excision repair
Cellular component (GO): chromosome
Molecular function (GO): RNA polymerase II complex binding
Source: RefSeq, a predicted model, not a curated record